Messenger RNA from Fulmarus glacialis (Northern fulmar), 1524 nucleotides. RefSeq names its product Kin17 DNA and RNA binding protein (gene KIN). Gene Ontology annotation, molecular function: double-stranded DNA binding. Gene Ontology annotation, cellular component: nucleus. Gene Ontology annotation, biological process: DNA replication; DNA damage response. The annotation marks the transcript as partial. NCBI's taxonomy places the organism in Eukaryota, Metazoa, Chordata, Aves, Procellariiformes, Procellariidae. The transcript is spliced from 12 exons. The record is from RefSeq and is a predicted model, not a curated record.
AAUGGCUUCAAAUGUCAUUGCAUGUCUGAGUCCCACCAGAGGCAAUUGCUGCUGGCUUCUGAAAAUCCUCAGCAAUUCAUGGAUUACUUUUCUGAGGAGUUCCGAAAUGAUUUCCUAGAACUGCUCAGGAGGCGAUUUGGAACAAAGAGAGUCCACAAUAAUAUUGUGUACAAUGAAUAUAUCAGUCAUCGAGAACAUAUCCACAUGAAUGCCACACAGUGGGAGACAUUGACUGAUUUUACUAAAUGGCUGGGGAGAGAAGGUCUUUGCAAGGUUGAUGAGACUCCAAAAGGCUGGUAUAUUCAAUAUAUUGAUAGGGACCCAGAGACUAUUCGCAGGCAACAAGAACAAGAGAGGAAGAAGAAACAGGACCUUGAUGAUGAAGAAAAAACUGCUAAAUUCAUUGAACAACAAGUUAGAAGAGGUUUGGAAGGGAAAGAACUGGAAAAGCCAGUCUAUACUGAACUGAACAGAGAAAGUGAAGAAGAAAAAGUUACAUUUAAUUUAAACAAAGGAGCAAGUACUUCAAUAGCAGCAUCUUCUAAAACAAGCAGUGUCCUUGGACCGAAUGCACUGAAGAUGGUGGAAGGGGCAGUUAAAAGAAAAGAAUCAGCUCAUAGCUCUGGUCAGUCCAAAGAGAAAAAGAAGAAAUCUGCACUGGAUGAGAUUAUGGAGCUUGAAGAGGAGAAGAAAAGAACAUCUCGAAGAGACUACUGGUUGCAGCCUGAAAUCAUUGUAAAAAUUGUAACAAAAAAGCUUGGAGAGAAGUAUCACAAGAAGAAAGCAGUUGUUAAGGAAGUGAUUGACAAAUAUACAGCAGUUGUGAAGAUGAUUGAUUCUGAAGACAAACUGAAGCUUGAUCAGACACAUCUAGAAACUGUAAUACCAGCACCAGGCAAGAAAGUGAUGGUGUUAAAUGGUGGUUACAGGGGAAAUGAAGGCAUCUUGGAAUCUAUCAAUGAAAAGAGGUUUUCAGCGACGAUAAUCAUCGACUCUGGACCUUUAAAAGGACGGCGGGUUGAAGAUAUCCAGUACGAAGACAUUUCCAAACUCGCCUGAGGUGCUAAUCAUGGAUCAGAGAAGAUUUUGGUUCCCAAAAACAUCUUUCUGGCAUCUUGCAGGCAGACACAAGACUCUACCAUGUCAGGGUUUUAAUUGUGUGUGUGUACGUAUUUAUAAUGUAUAUAGAAAUUAACCACAAGCAAACUGGGUUUAUUUAAAGAUCACUAUGGAUUUGUUACAUAAAGUGUUUGUGGAAAUCUUAUCAGUGGAAAUACUUCAUCUGAUUCUAUACCAAAGUUAUGUUAUAAUAUUUGGUUCAAUUUCCUUUUGUAAAAUAUAGCAGAUAGCUGCAAGCUGGAGUAUUUUAUUUACUGAAGUAUGUUAGCAGUUCUGUAAGAGAGAGAAUUACCUACAAAUAGCUGCUUGAGGCAGGCAGCGUGUGUCGGAGCCAGUGGAGUUUAAACAACACACUUCUCAAUCUGCAGCCAAAAUUGAGUUCUGGCUGCAGGAACAAGGACAGGG